UUAGCGGUUAGAGGAAAAAUUACACGUUUGGUGUAUUAACCGACAAGUUGUCGGCUGUGCUACAUUGACUGACUGAUAUUUCAAUAUGCAUGAUAAAUAUGAGUGUGUUUACACGGGUUAUUUAGGCUAGCUAACAUGGGAGUAAUAAAACAUACCGGUUGGUCUUCCCCAAGCCUGCUUGCUAAUUUAGCGAGCUAGCGAUGGCCAGGUUAACACAACUACAGGUUUAGUUAGCAACCAUAGCUAAGUAUAGUUACUUUGAAUACUCAACCCUAUUACAGGUAAUGUUAGAAAAUAGGAAUUGCUCGUUCGUUUGAAAUUAUACCGCAGCAUCGUGUCCUUGUUUCGUUGAGCUAACUAAUUGUUCUUGCAACCUGCUUUUAAUGACUUUCCGUAUGGUUGCUAGCUUGGGCUUCAUGUCAGCCGGUCCUAAUGUGACUGGUCUCCUCGAUUUUCAUAGGUGGUUUUUUUAUUUUUUUUUAUAACAACAGUUAUUGCAGUGCGUGUUCAUGCAGUUGAUCAAGCUAUGGACCAGGUUAACAAAAGAUAAUGUAGAUGAAGCACCUUGUAGCACUUCCUUCGGUUGGAAGUCCUGCUCGGUUAGCUCAGCUGUGCGACUGAGCCCUCCCUUUCUCAGUGAGCAUGCGCGCCGUAGCUUGUAAACAAUGAGACCAUUCCAGACUAUCCAUAGCAUUGUGUCUGUUUGAACCUUUUUUUUUUUUUACGUUUAAAUAAAUCAUUAUUUGCAGCAUGAGUACCAGAUAUAACGGUAAUUUGUGGUAGCUGCAGCAUGGAGACCACCCUGAGCAGGCUGCAGGGCCUGAGUGCGGAUGAACUGCGCGAUGAGCUCAUCAAGGCCAACCUCAAGUUUGGCCCCAUCACUGCCACCACCCGCGCCAUCUUUGAGAGGAAGCUGGCCCGAGCUUUGGUGAAUGAAGAUGGCAGCAGCAGUAGUAAUGGUGCUUCAGAAACUGGCAUCAGCGCCAGCACAGGCUCAGGCACUGACUCAGGCACUGACUCGAGGACCCCAGCCAUGGGGGCAUCCGACCCUGAGCCACAAGCCAGGUGCAGGCCCUGUGCCCCGUCAGUAUAUGCAGAGCCGCAGGCCAGCGAGGACAGUGACUUCGGCUAUGCCAUGGGGCUCAACCCGCCCGAGGAGGAGGCUCUGACUGAGGAGACGGCAGCGGCGUCGGGCUGCAUUAGGGCGGAGGAAGCUCAGACUGAUGGGCAAACGCCCUCCAAACCCACACAAGUCUCACCAUCCUUCUACUAUGGCGUGUGCCCGCCAUGGGAGGACAUGCUGGUCAGGACUGAAAGAGUACAUGUGUACGGCGAUAAGAAAGAGGCUCUGCACGCGGUGAAGAUGAUGAAAGGGGCUCGAUUUAAAGCCUUCGCCAGCCGGGAGGACGCAGAGAAGUUUGCCAAAGGGGUCUGUGAUUACUACCCGUCUCCCAGCAAAGCCAUGCAAUGCGUCUCGCCUGUCAAACCAGGCCUCUUUACUAAGGACAGUAGCUCUGCGAUGGAGACGGAUACAAUCAACAGGGAGAAGGCAAACAGUUUCAAGAGCCCGCGCACGCAGGACCUGACGGCCAAGCUGCGGAAGGCCGUGGAGAGGGGUGACGAGGUAGCCUUUGCUGAGUUGGUCUGGAGCAAUCCACGCUAUCUCAUCGGCUCAGGGGAUAAUCCCACGGUGGUGCAGGAGGGCUGCCGUUAUAAUGUGAUGCAUGUGGCUGCUAAGGAGAACCAGGCCGGGGUGGCCCAGCUCCUGCUGGACACGCUGGAGAACCCCGAGUUCAUGCGUCUCAUGUACCCCGACGACAAGGAGGACAUGCUGCAGAGACGCAUCCGCUACAUCAUGGACCUGUACCUCAACACUCCAGACAAAGCUGGCUUUGAGACACCACUCCACUUCGCCUGCAAGUUUGGCUGCCCAGAGGUGGUGAAUGUUCUCUGUUCCCACCCUGACAUUGACAAAAAUUGCAGGAACAAGUACGACCAGAAGCCAUGCGAUGUCAUAUGUGAAAGGAAAAACAAAACUCAAGAAGUGAAGCAGAAGAUCUGUGAAUAUUUAGAAGAUCGCUGUUAUGUGCCCUUAUUGAGAGCGACCGACAACUCCUCCCAGCCUGUGAUUGGAACUCCAUGGUCACCUGAGCCAUCUGAGCCUUUGGCCUCCAUGAUGUCUAGAAGUCCUAUGGACCCAGUCAUGGCUGUCAAGGCUUAUGCUGGGCCGCUGAGUCCAUCAAAGGCCGACGAGUUUCGGAGAGCCUGGAAGACGCCGCCUAGAGAUCGUGCCGGACACUUCCAUCACAUCCGGAAGUCUGACCCCGACCGAGGGGCCGAGAGAGUAGGCAGAGAUCUUGCUCAUGAACUGGGCCAUCCCUGGGCAGAGUACUGGGACUUCUUGGACGCCUUUGUCGACAUGGCGUCCGCAGACGGCCUCCGAAGGUUGGAAGAGCACCUGAGCAAGAAAGACUUUAGCGAGCGUGCCCACCAAGAGACCGGAGAAAAUGAAACCAGCAACAGGUUCAGAACUCCAUCUCCAGGCAAACAAAAAAAGUUCUGCAACUCCAUCUCUGUGGGCGCCUUCCUCGACGAGGGCGACGACUUGAGCCUGGAGGAGAUGAAGAACCGGCAGAACGCCGCCCUCACCAGCGUCUGCUCCAAGGACAGCCUAAAGGGCGCCGUGGGCGGCCGCGAGUUCCACAUCCUGCCCGUGUCGCGCAGCGCCGAUCUCAUCGAGACGGCUGCCGAGCAGGACCUCCUCUGCACAGACAAGAGCCUGAUCUCCGCCAGCCGGAACGGCCUGUGCCCGCCCGCCGCCGACAGGACUCCGAACGGGGAUAAGGGCUCGCCCCGCGGCCCGUCCUCCUGCCUGCUGUCCCCCAUGUCCAACCUGAUGGUGGAAUUUGAACGCAUGACACUCCUGGACGAGGCGGAGCGGCAGCCCAGGGAGCGGCGGCAAAGUGGCGGGGGCUCCAGGCAGAGGGAGCUCCUGAGGGACUUGCACACGGGAGCGGAGCUGAUCUCCAGCGUGGGCCGCCUGUCGCUGGGCUCCGGCGACGACUCCGUGUUCGAGAGGAGCUGCCCGGAGCGCGAGUGCGGCUCGUGGAAGGGGCUAUGCGGGAGGGACGGGCUGGACAAGGGGGACAGGAGGCUGGAGGAGAGGGGCAGCUCGGGGUCAGAGGAGUACGUGUCGGCGGAGGAGAGCCUGGAGGGUGGGAGUCAGAGGACUAGGGGGCCCGUGGUGGAGCGCACACUCUGCUCCAGGUCCAAGUCGUGGGACCACGGAGGCCGAGAUAUGAGCAGCUCGGGGUCGUCCGGCUCCUACAAAUCAAUGGACUCCCCUGACUUCCUAUUAAGGACGCCGCCCCGAUUUAAAAAAUGUCUUUUCAUUGAAGGGGAUUCGCCAACCAAGCUGGACAGAGAAGUGCUGUCUGCAGUAGAAGCCAUAGAUGUGGAUCCCCUGAAAUACCCCUCUAUUCACAAAUGGAAGAGCACAAUGCUAACAUACUCCCCGUCUGAGAUGCAAAGGUGGCUGACCCCAGCCGUUGUGCGAAGGCAUCCCAAGGUUCAGACAUUCACCCCGGGCUCCCCCAUCAGCAGCCUGGCCUCGCCCCUGAGCCGCUGCAGCCCCUCCCGGUACACCCAGGGCUCGCCAGACAUCGGCAGCCCCGGCCGCUACAGCCCAGCCCACGCCAGCUUCAUCCAGCGCCUUCGCUUCAAACACUUCAGUGACCCUCCCAUUUAAACUGCACCAGCCCCCACCCCUACUGCACACCUGCCAACCCGGGUGACUGCAUACUGGCUUAAAUCAUAUCAGAAAUAUGCACAAGUGUCUUGAGGGUUUGUAUUAACAACAUGGUACUCCGACAUGCGAUGUACAGUUUUCUUUUUUUUUGGAUGUAUGUUCAGAUUUUUUCAAAUGAGUCUCUUUACAGUGUAUGUAUGAGUGUGAGCUUUGUCAAAAAUGACAGUAAUAAUAUUAUUUAUAGUUCAUGGUGACAUGCACUCGUGUCCUCGCUCAAAAAAAAAGAAAAGAUUUUAUCGUUUUAAAAUGGAGAAAAAUAAAGAAAAAAGGUUACAUAGGAAUUUCAGAAGAUCCAAUGCAAAUCCUUGUGUGGAUGCAUUGCUUGAAAAUAGUUUGUAAAAGUCUAAGCUUAAUGUGAGGAGGAAAAAAGUGUGACGUUAUUUUUCGGUAUAUCACUCACGUAGCACAAAAGGAGAUUGUUUUUGUUUAUGUGUGUAAAUGACUGCCAGUUCCGGAUUUUAAGUUCUUGAGUUUGAGAAUUGCCUUAAUUUUUUCUGAGAUGAGGGACCAGCCUCCAGUCAGAAUUUGCCACACCAUGUCCAGAAACAGCCAAUCAUGUUUUACCAAUGCCUCCCUGUCCAUAUUUUUAAAUCCAAUAAAUGUACAUUUUUGUAGAUACCUGAA
This is a messenger RNA of Clupea harengus (Atlantic herring), 4432 nucleotides long. It is a transcript of the gene ankle2, whose product is annotated as ankyrin repeat and LEM domain containing 2. The record is from RefSeq and is a predicted model, not a curated record. Lineage: Eukaryota; Metazoa; Chordata; Actinopteri; Clupeiformes; Clupeidae. Gene Ontology annotation, cellular component: endoplasmic reticulum. Gene Ontology annotation, biological process: negative regulation of phosphorylation. Gene Ontology annotation, molecular function: protein phosphatase 2A binding.